CGUACGGCUCGGAGAGGAGAUUGUGCCAUAUCCCGUAAACGCUGCUCGUUAACGCUGAUGUUUGGUGGGGGAUUAUUACAAGGAUGGCUGAGUGAGUGAAUGUGCAGCCGACACAGGUGAACAGAGAGAGGACCGGUGAAGACAAAGCGGUCACAACACAGGCCUGUUAAUCAACCACCGAGCUCCACAACCAUGGAUCUAACUUUUGUAUUAUCAGCUAUAAUUUUUACACUCCUCGCUAUUGUGGUGGCGACGUCGGUAUUUAACGGCUCCUCGCCCGCGGCCGACUUUGCAAGCGCUCGGAGUUAUUUCGGACACCGAGGUGGUGCAGCCGGGGGAUUAGCGGAGUCGGAGCCGAAGCAGAAUGGCCAUGUACCCAAGAAGAAGAAGAAGGCGGUGGACGACUGGUGCGAGAUCAGCGGGAGCUCACACGAUCACUGGGAUGUAGUGAAGUCUGUGCUUUCAGAGGAGACUCAUCCCCAACUUCACACUGAAGAACUGGCAACACCAGUUGAACACUCCUCCUCCACAUCCAGCCUGUCCAUCCCCAGGCCUGGAUCUAGGCAUAUGAGCUUAGAGGUAGACUCGUCAUGCGAGACCUCAUCAGGGAGGGGCCGUACGUCAUUCAUUGGGCUCUCUGAUAAGGAGCUCAUAAAGUGUGCUUUCUCUCACCCCCAGACUGAAGGAGCCACAGAGAGCCCGGGGAUCAACGAUAAGGCGGAGACGAAUGCAAACAAUUCCUUGAAGUACGUCCCUGGAAAGGCACGAUCCCACCACUUGGAAAUGAUGAUGUCCGAAGAGGAACUGGAGGAGGAGCAGAGGGUGCAGCGGGAACAGCUUGCCGCCAUCUUCCAGCUGCUGAAGGACAACAAGGAGACUUUUGGGGAGGUGUCGGAGGGAGACAUGGAGGAGCAGCUCAAACUCUAUUCCAUCUGAGUCCAUCCCUGUCUCAGCUCACUCUUGACUGCAAUCUUUUACCUAUGCGCGCUACUUUUAAGGACCUCUUCAGUACAAUCAACAGCCACUCUCACUUGUGUUUUAAUGGCAUCCUUUUUUUUGGUUUCUGGUGGGCAGUUUUUUGUUUUCUUUUCUUUUCUUUUCUUUUUUCAUUUUUGUUUUGUUUUGUUC
Toxotes jaculatrix (banded archerfish) is the source of this 1128-nucleotide messenger RNA. Its product is annotated as matrix-remodeling-associated protein 7-like. The record is from RefSeq and is a predicted model, not a curated record. The transcript has 4 exons. Lineage: Eukaryota; Metazoa; Chordata; Actinopteri; Toxotidae. The coding region runs from base 193 to 936 and encodes 247 amino acids.